Molecule: messenger RNA, 1308 nt
Organism: Eucalyptus grandis
Lineage: Eukaryota; Viridiplantae; Streptophyta; Magnoliopsida; Myrtales; Myrtaceae
Product: zinc finger protein STOP1 homolog
Exons: 2
Coding region: 39-1130 (363 amino acids)
Biological process (GO): response to aluminum ion; response to acidic pH
Source: RefSeq, a predicted model, not a curated record
GCCAACUUCUCCGGCAUUCGCCGUUUCCGAUUCCGGCGAUGAACCACCCCAUCUCCGGCGCCGACCGCCCCUUCCCUCCGGGACCCGCCCCCGCCGCCGGCAAUGCCGCCGCCGCCGAAGACCCCCGCGUCCCGCCGCUCCUGAGCCUCGCCGCCGUCCGCCUGAGGCUGGACUCGGUGCGGCGGCUCCUGUCGCAGUCCCUCUGCAGCAACACCCUCCUGAGCAAGGACCAGAUGGACAUGGUCUCCGCGGAGAUCACGUCGGCGAUCUACCGGAUCAUCGUCGACGGCGCCGCCCUGUUCAGCUCCUCUCGCGGCUCCGGCUCCGAUCCUGAGCCGGAGCGCUCGUACCCGAAGCUGCCGGUGAAAGCCGAGACGGACGAGGUCGGGAUCGAGCUCGAGCUCGACCCCGAGUCCGAUUGCGAGAUCGUGGAGCUCAACGCGGCCAAACUCCUCGCCGAGCACGCCCACUUCUGCGACGUCUGCGGGAAGGGGUUCAAGCGGGACGCGAACCUGAGGAUGCACAUGCGCGCGCACGGCAAUCAGUUCAAGACGCCGGAGGCGCUGGCGAAGCCCGAGAGGUGCGCCGACGUCGCCAGCGCCCCACGGAAGACCCGGUUCUCUUGCCCCUUCGAGGGGUGCAACCGGAACAAAGGGAGCAACAAGUUCCGGCCCCUGAAAUCGGUGAUCUGCGUGAAGAAUCACUUCAAGAGGAGCCACUGCCCGAAGAUGUACUCGUGCAACAGGUGCAACAAGAAGAGCUUCUCGGUGCUGGCCGACUUGAAGAGCCACUCGAAGCACUGCGGGCAGUCUAGGUGGAGGUGUUCCUGCGGGACCACCUUCUCUAGGAAGGACAAGUUGUUCGGGCACAUGGCUCUGUUCGACGGUCACAUGCCCGCGGUCGCCGGAGAUCAUGAGGAGAAGGCGUCGGCAUCUGGGGUUGUUGCUAUGGAGGAUGAUGGAGAUGAAAAUGCCAAGGUGGAGGAGGAGGAAUUGGCUGCGAAUUCAGUUGAUGGUGGUUUCUUCGAGGGGUUGCUUGAUGUGUUUGGAUCGCUUGAUGGCUACACCAUUCAAGAUCUCUUGAAUGGGAUGGGCAAUGGUAUGCAGGGGUUUCCUGGGGUUCAACAUUAAUCUGGUGGAUGAAUUUAUGUUUCGUGGAUUGUUGUACACGAUGUUUCUGUAAUAAUAUCGUAGGAUGAUUCUGUCUACGGUUGUGUUUGUUAUCGUUACUAAUGUUGAUCAUCGUAGCAUUUGUGCUUACCUGGUCGUUUCUUGAUUUGCAAUAAAGUUUCUAUCUUUACUUAGCACA